UCCCACAAGCGGAACUAAGGUGAAUUCCUGUUGUUGCGUUUGUAUGGCUUCUACCAUGUUAAAGCUAUUUAAGUUAAUCAUUCUGUUCGUUGUCAUAUUUGGCGACAGAUCUCAGACUUCGUUGGCUACAGUACCAAAUGCUCUCAAGGGCCAACAUCUUCGCAUUAUUUGGCCUCGUUGGGAAGGUAAUCCUAAAGGACUUUCUGGUCCGCUGAAGGGAGGUGUCAUCAUUGAUUACCUGGCAGCACGAUUAGGCUUCACUUACGAGAUGGUGCGAAUCACGGAAAACAGAUUGGAGCCCGCUCCGAAUCAAAGAGGACUUUUUAAUUAUUUAUGGGACGGAAAAUGCGAUUUUUUGGUUACAGCCGUUGUCCCAACAUGGGAACGCAAUAAGGUCGUGGAUUUGACUUUGCCGUGGGACUACACAACUCUUACUUUCCUGAUUCCCGUCCAUACAGAUACAGCCAACAUCAAAUCUGUCGUCAAGCCUUUUCAAUGGCCGCUUUGGGUUGGACUAAUCGUGACAGCCGUUUGCGUCAUUGUCGUUUUGAGUUUGAUCCAGCGAUGUUUGGAAUACAUGGAACGUCGCCCCUUACCUGAGACAAAGGCUGCAACGGAAACCUGUACUAAUUUACCAAAAAACACUAGUCGCCUGAACGGAGGGGCUGGCAAACAAUCCCUAUACGUUUUGGGAAAUUUGCUAUCACAAGGUGGGCCUUGCGCGUCCAAUCGAUUACCUUUUCGUCUUGUCGCCGGUGUUUGGACGUUGGGGGCGUUCAUUUUCGUUCAAGCGUACACGUCAAUCCUUUUCACGUAUGUGGUGGCCCCAGUCAGUUUACCGCUCAUCAAUUCCAUUUAUGACAUUGCUGAUAGUGAUGAUAUCAAUUUGCUGAUGAAGAAAGCAGGGACCCCUGAGGGGAUGUUUAUGAAUAAUAAUUGGACGGGAUUUUACGAGAAAAUUCGGAUCAGGGUCAAUUCAUUCCCAGAUUCACGCUGCGUUUUGGUAUCCGAUUGCAUUAAGUUCAUUUCACCGGGAUCGCGAAACGUGUUUGUCGACGGGGCACCUUACCAACUGGACGCCAUCAAGGAAGAUUUUGAAAAAACUGGGAAAUGCAAUUUACAACUGGCAAGGAACAGCUAUUCGACCCUGCCUCUCGCAAUGGCUUUACCAAAACACAGUCCCUACACCAAUCCCAUCAGCAAAGGGUUCUUGGAACUACAGGAACGCGGGUUAAUCAAUUACUGGGACCUGUGGUUCCGUCCAAUGCCGGUUCAGUGUACGGAAAAUUUCAAAUUUAGUGGAUUGCAAUCUUCAAGGAGAGAAAAUCAUCCGCCGUUGUCGCUCAAGAAUUUGACCGGCGCCUUUCUUGUCCUUUUGGUUGGCAUCAGUCUUGCCUUUUUGGCUUUUCUUUGCGAGCAAAUUAUUUCAAUGCCUAGAGGUCGACGGCCUUGCAGACGCAUUUAACUGCAAACUUUGCAUUAAAUGGCGGCGUUUUUAGGCAUCUUUAACCUUUUGUAAAGAACGCCUAUAUUUUGGCUGCAUUCACGAUUGGUAGAUAAUUCAUGGUAGAACAUAUUUAACAAUAAGCUUUUUAAUGGCCCAUGUCCCUUACUAAUUCAUCCUUUAUCGAGUUCUAAUGGUGCAACAGAUUGUUGAUUCCGUCCCCAAACACGCCAUGCGUACAGCAAAUUCUGAAGUAGGUAAUUACUGCACAAUACGUGACUUAAUUUUAAGCCUAGUUUGCAAUAAGCCUGCUGCUUUCAAAAUGCCAUGACAACAAAAAUAGCUGACAAUUUGAGGCAUUCGUUUUUACCCCAUCAGGUGUAAAGACUAAAGAGACAAAGGCGACAAUUCUUAGAAAAUCUUUGACUCUUUACAGUUGCCUUCUUAGUAAUGUUGAUAGUUGUUCUUUCAAAUAAUGGAAUAAUUAUUUCUUUAAAAAUUGCAAAUCAACAGGACACAAAAAUUGGAAACGUUGCCUUGCCUCUAGCGAGGUGGUAGUAUCGUCUGCGUAAUCGAGCUGCCUUUUUUUGUGUGUUGGAAUUUGGUUGAUUAUCACUACUGUUCCUAUUAUAUUUUAUUGAUUUUCCCUCUUUUAGGAAAAGUUAAUUCAUAUUAACGCUGCUAUCAAACUCUUACGGUGCAUGUUGAUAUGACAUGCCUUUCUGGUUUGAAUGUGGAUUUCUUUUUCAGUUCCAUGCAAGGCUAUGUAGAUUCUGCUUCACAGUUAGGAACAGGUUCUACAUUUCAAUAGAAUGUAAUGGGAGAUUUUUGUGAUGGUUGUCAUGCCCAUCACCUUUCUAUCCUAAUGGUUGGUUGCAACUAACGUCAUUCAUGGUUUCUCUGACACCAAAACAUUGAAGAGCCUUAAUAUGUUCAGCACUUGACAAUUGGACAUCACUGUAAAGUUUAUUACUUGAUUCAAGGAAAUAAAUAAGACUGGGAAAAAUCCGAAACCUGCUGUAUCUGCGGAAACUGGAAUAACCAACCAUUGCAACUGUUGUUUCCGUUUCUUGGCCGCGAAUGGAUGGCAAUCAUCCGUAGUUCAAAGGUAAUUGAGUAUAUUGUUAAGAUAGAUUUACUACGAUAAGAUUUACGCAUCCUUUUGUUACGAUUACGGCAUUUGCUAGC
Molecule: messenger RNA, 2632 nt
Organism: Daphnia carinata
Lineage: Eukaryota; Metazoa; Arthropoda; Branchiopoda; Diplostraca; Daphniidae
Product: glutamate receptor ionotropic, delta-1-like
Exons: 12
Coding region: 44-1465 (473 amino acids)
Cellular component (GO): membrane
Molecular function (GO): ligand-gated monoatomic ion channel activity
Source: RefSeq, a predicted model, not a curated record